AUGGGACAGACUGUGACGACACCUUUGAGUUUGACUCUGGACCAUUGGAAGGACGUACGGACGAUCGCCCACAACCUUUCGGUGGAAGUCCGAAAGGGAAAGUGGGAAACCUUCUGUUCAUCUGAAUGGCCCACCUUCGGUGAAAACAAUAACCCCUCAUUUUCUAAAGAUCCCUCCAAAUUAACAGCCUUAAUUGAGUCUAUUUUAGUGACCCAUCAGCCCACUUGGGAUGACUGCCAGCAACUCCUCCAGGUGCUCCUGACCACAGAGGAGAAACAGCGGGUGAUUUUAGAGGCCCGCAAAAAUGUGUUGGGGGCGAACGGACAGCCUACACAACUGCCGAAUGAGAUUAAUAGUGCUUUUCCCCUAGAAAGACCGGAUUGGGACUUCGCCACGGAGGAGGGUAAGAACCACCUACGACUCUAUCGCCAGUUGCUUAUGGCGGGUCUCCAUGGGGCAGCAAGGCGCCCUACUAAUUUGGCACAGGUUAAGUUAGUCACACAAAAGUCAGAAGAGACUCCCUCUGCCUUUUUAGAAAGACUAAAAGAGGCUUUCCGGGUUUAUACCCCAUAUGACCCGGAAGACCCCACUCAGGCCACUAACCUGGCCAUGUCCUUUAUUUGGCAGUCGGCUCCAGACAUUAGAAAGAAAUUAGAAAGGUUAGAAGGAUUACGUGAAAGUUCUCUGCAAGACCUGCUGAAAGAAGCCGAGAAGAUUUUCAAUAAGAGAGAGACUCCAGAAGAAAGAGAUGAGAGGCUCAGAAAGGAAUCAGAGGAGAGGGAGAAUGCUAGAGACAGGAAGAGGAAUAGGGAGAUCAGUAAGAUUUUGGCCACCGUAGUGACAGGGCAGCGACAGGACAGACAGGACCAGGGAAGACGCCGGGGGCCCCGUCUGGAUAAAGACCAAUGUGCCUAUUGCAAGGAAAAAGGACAUUGGGCCCGAGAGUGCCCCAAGAACCCGAAGAGUAGACAGGCAGAACCUCGGACCUCCCUGUUAAACCUGAAUGAUGACUAGGGUAGUCAGGGUCAGGAGCCCCCUGAACCCAGGAUAACCCUCACCGUGGGGGGGCAGCCCGUCACCUUUUUGGUGGACACCGGGGCUCAGCACUCGGUCCUGACCACCCAACCGGGCCCGCUCUCGAACAAAUGCGCCUGGGUACAGGGAGCCACUGGAGGAAAGAGGUAUCGAUGGACAAUAGAGCGGCAAGUAAAUUUGGCAUCCGGUAAGGUGACUCAUUCUUUUCUACAUGUUCCUGAUUGCCCCUAUCCGUUAUUAGGAAGGGAUCUUCUGACUAAGUUAAAAGCACAGAUUUAUUUUGAUGGCCCCAGGGCUCGAGUAACCGGACCUCAGGGGAGGCCCCUCCAUGUGUUAGUCCUGAAUCUCGAGGAGGAAUACCGGCUCCAUGAAAAUGACAGACAGACCCCAGCCUCAGAUGAGUGGCUCCAAAGGUUCCCAUUGACAUGGGCGGAGACAGGAGGAAUGGGUCUGGCGCUGCGCCAGACCCCUCUGGUGAUUCAACUUAAGGCCACUGCCUCUCCGGUCUCAGUCAAACAAUACCCCAUGUCACAGGAAGCCUACCAGGGAAUUAGACCCCAUAUAAAGAGACUUCUAGAUCAAGGAAUAUUGGUGCCCUGCCAGUCCCCCUGGAAUACUCCUCUUCUCCCGGUUAAGAAGCCGGGCACUGGAGAUUACCGCCCAGUGCAGGACUUGCGUGAGGUUAAUAAACGGGUAGAAGACAUACACCCGACUGUCCCUAAUCCUUAUAACUUGUUGACCGGGUUAUCACCCACUCACCUCUGGUAUACGGUGUUGGAUUUGAAAGAUGCAUUCUUCUGCUUGAGGUUGCACCCAGAGAGCCAGCUGAUAUUCGCCUUUGAAUGGAGGGAUGCUGACCUGGAAAUUUCGGGACAACUGACCUGGACUAGGCUCCCUCAGGGGUUUAAAAAUAGCCCUACCUUGUUUGAUGAGGCAUUGCAUCGGGACCUGGUCGAUUUCAGGGUACAAUACCCUGAACUAAUCCUCUUGCAGUAUGUAGAUGAUUUACUACUAGCCUCAGAGACUGAGCAAGGCUGUCAAAAAGGAACAGCCGCCUUGUUAGAGACUCUUGGCGAGCGGGGUUACCGAGCCUCCGCCAAAAAGGCCCAAAUCUGUCAGCAACAAGUGACUUACCUGGGGUACCAGAUUAAAGAUGGACAGAGGUGGCUGACAGAGGCUAGAAAACAGACUAUUCUCCAGAUUCCUGCACCCAAGAGUCCCAGACAGCUUCGGGAGUUCCUAGGCACCGCAGGCUUCUGUCGCCUCUGGAUCCCAGGGUUCGCUGAGAUGGCUGCCCCUUUAUACCCUCUGACAAAGCAGGGAGUUUUGUUUGCCUGGACUGAAGAGCAGCAACAAGCCUUUGAUACCAUAAAGAAGGCUUUGUUGUCGGCCCCCGCACUUGGGUUACCGGAUUUGACCAAACCCUUCGAGCUGUUUGUAGAUGAAAAGAAAGGGUUCGCUAAAGGAGUGCUGACCCAGCGGCUUGGGCCUUGGAAACGGCCGAUAGCCUACCUAUCGAAAAAGUUAGACCCUGUUGCUUCGGGCUGGCCACCUUGCCUACGAAUGGUGGCAGCCAUUGCCGUCCUUGUCAAAGACUCAGGUAAACUCACGAUGGGACAGCCAAUCACGAUCUUGGCACCUCAUGCGGUAGAGGCCCUGGUUAAGCAGCCCCCAGACAGGUGGCUCUCAAAUGCCCGAAUGACCCACUACCAGGCUCUGCUACUGGACACAGAUCGAAUUCAGUUCGGCCCCAUUGUGACUUUAAACCCGGCCUCUCUGCUUCCCCUUCCGGGGAAGCCAGAAGGACAUGACUGUCUUCAGAUUCUUGCAGAGGCCCACGGGACCAGGCCCGAUCUGACUGAUCAGCCCAUUCCAGGGGCAGACCAUACCUGGUAUACGGACGGGAGCAGCUUCGUCUUAAAUGGAGAACGGAGAGCAGGAGCUGCAGUCACUACAACGGCAGACGUCAUCUGGGCCACCGCCCUCCCACCAGGUACCUCAGCCCAGAGAGCCGAGCUUAUUGCCUUGACCAAAGCGCUCCAACUGGCAAAAGGUAAAAAGCUAAAUGUUUACACCGACAGCCGCUACGCCUUUGCCACCGCCCACAUUCACGGGGAGAUAUAUCGUCGGAGGGGUCUCCUCACAUCAGAGGGGAAAGAAAUUAAGAACAAGGGAGAAAUAUUAGCCCUCCUACGAGCCUUGUUCCUCCCACAACAGCUCAGCAUCAUGCAUUGCCCCGGACACCAGACAGAAGAUAGCCCUGAGGCAAAGGGAAAUAGAAUGGCUGACCAAACCACCCGGUCAGCGGCGAUGGGACUGACGCCCCCUAUCUCUGCCAUUGCCAAAGAGCCAUUAGAGGGCGAAGAUUGGGUGUACACUGAAAAAGACUUAGAAAUGCUAAAGAAAAUGGGGGCUUUCCCUGUGGGCAAGCGAUGGCUGGUGGGUGAUAUGGCAGUGCCCUGCAAGGAAACAGCUUACUUGAUUGACUUUCUUCAUAAAAUGACUCAUUUAAAGAUGAAAACUUUGCUGGAGAGAGAGGAGACUGGGUUGUUCCUGCUAGGUAAGAAACAGGCGCUCCAAGAUGCUACAGCUUCCUGCCGAGCUUGCGCCAUGGUCAACCUCAGCAAAUCAACGGCUAACCCCGGAGUGCGGCCGAGAGGACACCGGCCAGGGACUCAUUGGGAGGUAGACUUCACAGAAAUAAAACCUGGCAUGUAUGGGUAUAAAUACCUACUAGUCUUCGUGGACUUUUCGGGAUGGGUAGAGGCCUACCCCACUAAACAUGAAACUGCCAAGAUUGACCUAGAAGAAAUCUUCCCCAGGUACGGUAUGCCCCAGGUUGUGGGGUCCGAUAAUGGGCCCACCUUCAUCUCCCAGGUAAGUCAGCAGGUGGCCACAUUAUUGGGGAUUAAUUGGAAGCUUCAUUGUGCCUACAGGCCCCAAAGUUCAGGUCAGGUAGAGCGAAUGAAUAGAACCAUUAAGGAGACUUUAACCAAAUUAACGCUUGCAACUGGCACUAGAGACUGGGUGACCCUCCUCCCCCUGGCUCACUACCCUGAUCUCCACCAUUAUGGGACCCCUCAUAGUCAUCAUCCUAAUACUGCUCUUCGGGCCUUGCAUAUUAAACCGAUUGGUCCAAUUUCUUCUCCCACUGAGCGCGACGGGGCGCAGAUCGCUGCCCCACUUCUGACUCUGGACGAGUGUGAGGCACUGGAAUGCCACCUCCUGGAGAAGCAGGCCAAGCUUCAUUGGGGCGUGCCAGCCGUCUUCCCGAGAAAGCGGUGCCCUCAGAGCCGCCUGCCGUGCGAACUGUGUGUUAAAACCAAGACUGUGAAAACCUUCUGGCCAAGGAAGGCCUUCUCGCAUCCCAGCAGGGAAUUCUUCUUCCCUGAGCAUGCGCGCAGGCUGCUGGAGUUCCAUCUCCAGAAGCAGCUGAUUCACCUUCGCUGGGGACUGCCCCAGAAGAUCCAGCGCUCCAUCCACUUGCUCCUCUCCUCUACAGAGCAGCAGCCCCUGUCCUGCAGCAGCAGGGCGCUGCCCAGUGUGAGCAUCCCAGGGGACCCGAAGGCUGAUGGGUCUGGUGACACGUUCUCACCCACAGUGGGCAGCAGGUCAAUCCUCCCACCGCACUUGUUUGCCCAGGCCAGGGCAGUGCUGAAGCACCACAUUGAUUCCAAAUGUGACCAAAUCCUGAAGGGCAAGGUCCCAGCCUGUGUCCAAAGCUCCUGGGAAGGCAAACUUACUGGGAGUUUGCCAGCAAUGGCUCCCUCCUCUUGCAUUCCACCAGGCCAAAGCCUGAAGUCACAGACAGAAAACACCCCUGACCUACGGCGCAAAGUUGUUUCCUGGAAACCAACGGCCCACAUCCAGGAGAAGCGAGCCUUAUCGGGCGCCCUCGUUGAACACUGUAAGCGUCCCCAAGCCUUGCCUGAGGAAACCAUUAAGAAACUGGAGACAACUCUACGGCAUAAGUAUCUGGCCUUCCUGUCAGGCCUGCCUGCCCUUUACUGUGUGGCUCUCUCUAGGCCCACGUCCCCAGCAGUCACUACCCAACCUCGAAUCUCAGAAAUGAUGUCCAGGCCUGUCAAACGACCACCAGAGGCUCCGACUCAAACUGCUGCACUUAAAAGCGGGCUUGAGCCCUGCACUCAAGGUGACAGCAAGGCUUCUGCGGAGACUGCUGAAGAGUCGCAUCCGCAGUGGGAAGCGCAGGUGGAAGGAGAGUCAGAGAGCCAGCCUCGCCCAGAGAGCCCCAGCUCGCUAAAGGCACAGACCAUGGCAAAACUGAAUUUCUACCUGAAAAAAAAGAUCCUAGCAAUGCAAUUUGGAGUUUCUGGAAAGGAAACGGAGUACAAAGAGCUAAACGUAGAGGAGAGUGAAUCCACACAGGAAUUUCUCGGGAGUCUAAGCAUCUCAGAAAGCCCGGUGCUGCAACAACAGCCCAUCGCGUGUGACUCUCCUCCAGCCCCACAGGCAAACAGUGUCCACCUUAAAAGACAGCAGGCUGCUGCAGCGCAGGCUGCAUACAAGGAGCCAAAACAACCCAGUCCCCAAGCCGCGCCCCAUGGUUCUGCCCAGGGUGCCUCCAAGGCCUCACAAUUCAGCAGGAAUAUGAUCAAAGCCCAAGUGCCCAAUGUUCAGAUGGGGACCACUGGGGAAAAGCCCAGCCCAAAGGACCCCUUUAGCACUGAGCUCCAAAGCCCUGGCAAGAGCCUGUACUCAGCCCUUGUGCCCACACGGACAGAAAAGAGGGAAGAGCCAAGGAAACCCAAGGCAGUGGGAAACCUUGGAGAAGGGGUCGCAGGUCUUGGGCUUUUCCCAGGCAGUGAGAAAACACACCAGGAUGGAGAUCGGAAAAAGCACAGGAUGACCCAAGCCUCUGCACAACACGGCCACAGCUCUCAUCUGAUGGACACCUACCGUCCCAGCCCCCGGGGCUCCCCUGAGCUUGGGUUCCCAGAUCCACCUCCAGAAGUUCUGAUGGAGGCCAAAUCUAAGCACGGCGGCAUGCAAGUCGGUCAAACAUUUAGGAGGCGGCAGCAGGAUGAGGAGUUCUUCAAAGGCAGCCUGGACGCCAGCCAGGACGAGGCCAAGGUUGACUUGAGCCCUGCAGGGAGACACCGGCUCAAGGACAGCCACCGGACAGCCACCGGAUGA
Acomys russatus (golden spiny mouse) is the source of this 6192-nucleotide messenger RNA. RefSeq lists its product as uncharacterized. Gene Ontology annotation, molecular function: nucleic acid binding; zinc ion binding; RNA-DNA hybrid ribonuclease activity. The record is from RefSeq and is a predicted model, not a curated record. Gene Ontology annotation, biological process: proteolysis; virion assembly; DNA integration. Lineage: Eukaryota; Metazoa; Chordata; Mammalia; Rodentia; Muridae.